AUGAAUGUUACUCCUGUUAGAUUAGCAUGCUGGAGUCUUGUUGUGUCCGGAGAAGCCUUGCACAUUGCAAGUCUGUUAGCGGAUCCAUCGACGCUCGAUGGCGCUGCUACAUCUGUCUGCGCCCUACAUACGCAAAGGUUCUUCUCCAUGCUCGAUCUGGCAGAAUUGGCGGGAACCGAGAAAAGCGAUGCGAAAAGUUCAUUGCUUGAUUGGUUAUCAGUGGAGGAUUUGAGUGGAAGUCAAGAGUUUUUGCGAGAUAUAUUGCAGUCACCGAGUAGUUUUGCGCAGCAGUUAUCGAAAGCUCAUGACGCCGCCACGGCUACUCUGCUUCAGUGGGGGCGUAGUAGGCAAGCAGCAAAUAUCGGAUUUAAAUUAGCGGAAUGGCUAAGGGCGAAUGGUAAAGAAGAAACAGCUGUUCCCUUAGAAUUACGAUUUAUUUCUUCAUUGUUAGAAAGUGGCAUGAAAUCGCAGACUGUUGUGGAUAUAAUGAAGAGGGUUGUACCUUAUUUGAAGGACGAUAUUGACUAUGAACGGCUACUGUCAUAUCGACUGUUCAUGGCGGUUUAUGAGAAUAAUAUCGAGGAACGAAAGAAGAUCGCGGAGGACCUUGUGGCCCAGAUUAAAAAGAGAACCUCUUCUGAAAAGAUUAGACCUAGACGAGUGCGCAGUGCUCUUCGUUUCAUGUUCAUUUCGAUGAAGUAG
Molecule: messenger RNA, 702 nt
Organism: Strongylus vulgaris
Lineage: Eukaryota; Metazoa; Nematoda; Chromadorea; Rhabditida; Strongylidae
Source: the annotation of a GenBank genome assembly